Molecule: messenger RNA, 702 nt
Organism: Asparagus officinalis (garden asparagus)
Lineage: Eukaryota; Viridiplantae; Streptophyta; Magnoliopsida; Asparagales; Asparagaceae
Exons: 3
Coding region: 1-702 (233 amino acids)
Biological process (GO): DNA integration
Molecular function (GO): nucleic acid binding
Source: RefSeq, a predicted model, not a curated record
AUGUGUCCUAAUCGGGACUGGUUCACCACUUAUGAAGCUAUUAAUGGUGGAGUUGUUCUUAAAGGGAACAACGUGUCAUGCAAGACUGUUGGGAAAAGCACAAUUCGGAUUAAGAUGCAUGAUGCAGUCAUCGGAACUUUGACAGAUGCUAGGCACAUUCUAGAUUUAAGGAAGAAUCUCAUCUUUUUGGGCACUCUUGAUAACAUUUGGUGCAAUUUUUUAGGUGAAGGUGGAAUUCUUAGGAUUACAAAAGACUCUCUUAUGGUUAUGAAAGAAAAGAAUAUUAGCAGCUUGAGAAAAUUUAACGAGUUCUGCAAGAAGGAGGGAAUCAUUAAACAUCGUACAGUCUCUCGCACGCCACGACAGAAUGGAGUGGCAAAACGUAUGAACAGAACCCUAUUAGAGAAAACUCGUUGUAUGAUAUUCAAUGCAGGUUUAGGCAAGGAAUACUGGGUGGAAGCAGUGAAUACGACUUGUUACUUAGUGAAUCGAUUGCCAUCUACUGCUAUUAGUUGUAAAACUCCAGAGGAGGUUUGGUCCGGUGAUGACUUCGCUAAUACUUACGGUCGUCGUGUGGACAAUUCAGUCAAUUUGUUGAGGAGACCUCUUUCAGUUAGCAAGUUCAAGCCGGACUUGGACUUGAUCGAUACGUGCCACACUCAGAUGCCAUGCUGGGCUAUUGGAGAAGGUGGAGUAAGUUAG